Molecule: messenger RNA, 840 nt
Organism: Lasiodiplodia theobromae
Lineage: Eukaryota; Fungi; Ascomycota; Dothideomycetes; Botryosphaeriales; Botryosphaeriaceae
Product: Fumarylacetoacetate hydrolase family protein
Exons: 5
Coding region: 1-840 (279 amino acids)
Molecular function (GO): acetylpyruvate hydrolase activity
Source: RefSeq, a predicted model, not a curated record
AUGACUUCUUGGAAGCAUCUGAUACGCUUCGAGGCGACUAAUGGGACGAUUUAUUUCGCUUCGAUUGAUGCGCCAAAAAAGACCUCCGAGUUAGUGGACCUUUCCAUGACUGGGUUCUCCUCCCUCGACGAUCUUCAAAAUCAAACGAAGGGGCAACCAGUCACUGUAAAAGAGGUGCUGGCGCCAGUGCCAUACAAUGACAUGGAAAUCAUCUGCAUCGGAGUGAAUUACCGCGAACAUGCAGAGGAGGCAAACCUUACGGUCCCGCUUGAUCCUGUGAUGUGGUACAAGCCCAAGAGAGCGCUUGCCGGACCUGGGAGUAUCCCUAUCCCGAAGUGUGCUGCAGAGGGCUUCCUCGACUUUGAGGGAGAGCUGACAAUCGUUACAUCCAAAGAUGCUCGCGACGUGAGCGUCGAGGAUGCCCCAAACUACAUUCUGGGGUAUACGGUCGGCAACGACUUGACUGCGCGAAUGUACCAGGACCCAAAGCGCGCGGGGGGACAGUUCACCCGGUGCAAGGCUUUCGACAGGUUUGCCCCAAUCGGCCCAGUUCUCACCAGUCCAGCCGUCGUUGGCAGCGUAGAUGAACAAAGAAUUACGACCAAGGUCAACGGAAAGGUUUUCCAGAACAGCACAUGCAAUCUGAUUCAUGGACCGGCUGCCUUGAUCAGCUUUCUCUCUCGCGGAACAACACUGCCGGCAGGAUCUGUGAUCUUAACUGGCUCUCCCCCUGGCAUUGGGUACUUCCAGGACCCGAAGUACAGCCUCAAGAACGGAGAUGUCGUGGAGAUUGAAAUAUCCUCAAUUGGUGCCCUGGAGAAUACUGUAGCGUUCGAGUAG